This is a messenger RNA of Drosophila biarmipes, 1249 nucleotides long. RefSeq lists its product as uncharacterized. Gene Ontology annotation, cellular component: cytoplasm. The coding region runs from base 1 to 1173 and encodes 390 amino acids. The record is from RefSeq and is a predicted model, not a curated record. Lineage: Eukaryota; Metazoa; Arthropoda; Insecta; Diptera; Drosophilidae. Gene Ontology annotation, biological process: cholesterol biosynthetic process; isoprenoid biosynthetic process. Gene Ontology annotation, molecular function: mevalonate kinase activity; ATP binding. The transcript has a single exon.
AUGCUCAAGUUCCAGGUCCAUUCUCCGGGCAAGGUCAUCCUCCACGGCGAACACGCAGUUGUUUAUCAUCGUCCCGCCCUCGCCGCUGUAGUGGGUUUGGGCACCACCCUGAGGUUCCGCCAGUUGGAGGCUAGCCAUGUGGCAAGUUUCCAGCUGGAGGCGCUCAAUUGCACCUUGGAGAUCCAGUUAACCGAGUUUAACACCUUCCUGUCUGAAUUUAGGAGUAAAUACCCUUCAGACAGCACAGCCAAGCUUCUAGAAGCCGUUCGUGCGGAGGUUUCCAAACAGCUGGAGCGAUCCGGAGGCAGUGCGCCCAAGCAGCACACCCAGAGGGCCUUCGUCUCCAUCUAUUACUUGCUGGCCGGCGCUUUACUCUCUGCACCCGGCGAUCCACAACUGACACUGCAAACCGGUUUCCAGGUGCAGGUAGACAGCCAGUUGAACGUGGGCGCGGGUUUGGGCAGUUCCGCCUCGUUUGGCGCCGCUUUGGCCACGACUUUCCUCAUUUUGGCAGGCCACUUCGACAGAGACGGCUACUUGACGGAGGAAAACCAGGCAUUGAUCUCCAGUUGGGCCUUUGAAUCGGAGCGAGUUAACCACGGCACGCCUUCGGGUCUGGACAACACAGUAUGCACGUAUGGUGGAAUGUUGCGGUAUGUCAAGGGGCAGGGUUUUCAGUCGCUGAAGAUUCAGAAACCCCUAAACAUUCUGCUAGUGGACAGUCGUGUGAGCCGCAGUACCGCGGAUAUAGUGGCUAAGGUUCGUCACUUGGGCGAAGCCUUCCCUCAGCUCAUCGAAGCCAUUUGGCAGGCCUGCGAGGAGUUGGUCACUGCCGCCGUUCCGCUCUACGAAAGCUUUGGCAACGCAAAGGAUGACAGCGCUAAGUUCGAGCAGCUGGAACGUCUGUUCCAGAUUAACAAUGAUCUGUUAAAGGCUAUUGGAGUAUCGCACCCGAAGCUGGAACAGAUUUUUACCAUUGCCUUUAAACGGGGUUUUUUUUCUAAGCUAACAGGCGCCGGUGCUGGUGGCUAUGUGAUCGUCUUGCUGCCUGAAAACUACGAGUGCAAUGAGGUUUACUGGAAGCUCAAGGAGGAGCUCGAGUCGGCGGGUUUUGGGGUCCACGUAACGACGGCCGGAGGCGGUGGAUUGCGCGUUGCCCCACUGGAUGACUGAUGCGGUCUGGUUUUGUAUUGCUAUUGUAUGUAUUCGUGGUUUUGUUAUAACAUAAAAAUAAAGAAUUAUAAAUGUA